ACAAGGUUUCACAAACUUUGCCAGUGUUCCCACUAUCCCCCAACCAAAUAACCAAAACAUACCGGCUACGGCAAGCGAAGAGGGUCUGUUUUGUUAAAAGCUUUCCGGUUUCCCACUGUCAACACUUGGCUCGAGCGCUGCUGCGGAGCAACGACGAUGUCGGAGCAGGAGUCUCUGAGGUGCUCCAGUGCCAGAAACCGUGGAGGCGUACAGCGGGUCGAAGGAAAACUGCGAGCCAGUGUAGAAAAAGGGGAUUACUAUGAGGCACACCAGAUGUACAGGACUUUAUUUUUUAGGUACAUGUCACAGGCAAAACAUGCUGAAGCCAGGGAGCUGAUGUACAAUGGCGCUCUACUCUUCUUCAGCUAUAACCAGCAAAACAGUGCAGCAGACCUGUCCAUGCUGGUACUGGAAGUGUUGGAGAAAUCUGAGGCAAAAGUUGACGAGGAAAUAUUAGAAAACCUGGCUAAGCUGUUCAGCCCGAUGGACCAGAACUCCCCAGAGAGAGUAGCGUUUGUGUCCAGAGCCUUAAAAUGGUCCACAGGAGGAUCCAGCAAGUUGGGUCACCCAAAACUCCACCAGCUGUUGGCUGUCACCUUGUGGAAAGAGCAAAACUACAGUGAGUCUCGUUACCACUUCCUGCAUUCGUCUGACGGGGAGGGCUGUGCACAGAUGCUGGUGGAGUAUUCGGCGUCACGAGGCUUCCGCAGCGAGGUCGACAUGUUUGUGGCGCAGGCCGUCCUACAGUUCCUCUGCUUAAAGAACAAAAACAGCGCUUCCGUGGUGUUCAGCACAUACACAGAGAAACACCCGUCCAUAGAGAAGGGCCCUCCGUUUGUCCAGCCUCUACUAAACUUUAUCUGGUUUCUGCUGCUGGCAGUGGAUGGGGGUAAAUUAACAGUUUUCACAGUGUUAUGCGAGCAAUAUCAACCUUCCCUGAAGAGGGACCCCAUGUAUAAUGAGUAUCUCGACAGAAUAGGACAACUUUUCUUCGGAGUUCCACCGAAACAGUCCCCAUCAUACGGUGGACUGCUAGGAAACCUGCUGAACAGCCUGAUGGGAUCAGGCGAGGAGGAUGACGCGGCUGAAGAAGCCCAGGAGGACAGCAGCCCCAUAGAGCUGGACUGAGCCUGCCCCAGGACAAAGAGAACAAACUAACACACACACAAAAAAAGAGGAAGACCACACCGCCUCCCUCCUUGACCUCCACAACGGGGGCGGGGCGAGGCGCCGGCCUGUGUUUUCAGACGCGUGCUGUUUCCAAAAACCCCUUCCCCACCCAGUCUAAAAUCAGAGCAAGUAUCGGGCCGCCAAAACAUCCCUCUCAGCACUGCCGGGACUGACUGCGCCAAACUGCAAACUCUUCCCGUGUUGAAUUAUUGUAAGAUUAUUUUAUUUUAAUCAUUAUUUUUGUUAGUUUGGGACUCUUGCUCUCAGUUAAGGGUGUAUGAUUUUAAAACACAACAAACUGCCCUCUCCCUGUGAAAACCUGCUCCUAAGAGAUGGGAGUGGUUGGAGUCUCCCAGUUAGGAUAGCAUCACACGUGAAACCCCUCUUCAUAAUGUUGUUAAUGACAUCAUUAUAAGAGGUCAACUCACGACAAUUAUCCAACUGUUUUGUUUUCCAGACAGCCGCUCGGAGCUCCAUCAGAGCCGUGGUGUUGCUGUUGUUUGCAUUUUUUCAACCACUUUCUCCGUUUUUAAAGUUUCUUCUUUCAGCAGUAAAUUAAAUUGUACUUGUAGUGAAGGCCUCCUUUCAGUUUCUCAUCUUGUUUGUCCGUUAGCUACAAGAACAAACAGACACCAGAGUUGUUUGUAAGUUAUUAUCAGAGGUCAUCUUGCACCUUGAAUAUCCACCCCUUUCUGCUCAGUGUCUCCUCUGCGGGUCACAGCAGUGGCUGUCAUUUCUCUUUAAGUGAAUUACUGCAAACAUACAGCUGUCUGUAUACAAGCAGCUCCAUUGUAGAGGCUUCACUUUCGACUGCGCACUCGCUGAACUGCUGCCGAGCAUGUUUGCAUCUCCAAGAGGAAUUAUGUGGAGAGGUCUAAUUUUGGCAUUUUUGUUGUUACAGUUGCCAAGUCAUAAAAAAAACUGUCGGCAAUGAGUGGUUUGAAGCACUUAUGUGUUUGGCAGGUCGUUGGCUCUGGCUGUGUACAUGUCGCUGUGAAAAAUAAAAAGUCAAAGUUGGGGUUACCUUCAAAGUCUGUAAAGUGAUCUUUAUUAGAGGAGCAAAAUGAGACGCUGUGAAAACGUCUGUUAGAGUGAAUCUUGCUUUUCACGUUACAAAAUGCUAACAUCUAAACCAGCUCGUUACCCGACUACUUCUGGUUUAGUCUCUGAUUCUGCUUCCAUUUUUUUAUUUUAUUUCCGUUAAACAAUUCUUUUUGGAGGUGGAUCAGUUGUCCAACAUCAGUUCAGCCGGUUGCACAAUCAGAGGUGUGAUUCCUUCAAUAGCUUCUGUUUAUCAGUGUUAACUGCCCUCAGCCCUCAGCGAACACACUCUGCUCGUUCCUCUGGACAGCUUUCUCCUCUGACGUCAUUCAAUCGUCAGUUUCUUUUUGUCCUCUUAGUGACACUCCAUCAGUCCAGGUCAGGAUUUUUUUUUAAAGCCCCAGCUUCUCCAGAUAAUCUUUUAAGGGGUCAAAUCCCCCCUCCUGAAGUAAAUUUUCAGUUUAAUACUAGGAAAGUCCAGAGAUCUUUUACUUCUAUGUAAUUAUCUGUGUGGGAUGGUAGAACACCAAAAUGGCCAAUAUUAAAUAAGAAUAAUGAAAUAAUUUUACUUAAUGAAUUCAUUAAAAUACAUAAAUUAAAUAAUAUGUAGCUUGAGGAGACUCGGCUCAUUUUGGGGUAAUAUUACUUUAAGUUUGCAUUAUUUUACUACUUUAUUUACAUGAUCAUUUGUUUCAUUGUUUCAUAAAAUGCUGGUUUAAUAUUGGCCAUUGUGGCGCGCCAUAUGGGACUGGCUGGCUCAAUGUCGUAGUGCUACAGUGAGACAGAUAGAAUAGUGUUGAGUUGUCAGUGUGCAAGCUCUGCUGUGGUUGCAUCUAUCUAAUGUUGAAGAUACCGAGAGACCGAUGAUGUGCCAGACGAAGAGUUAACAACAGUGCUUUAGAGAUCGAGGAGAAAAACCUAUAAUAAAACUGCAAACAAAUAUUUAAAUGACUCAGCUUUAACAGUAUUGUGUUUGUUAUUAGAAAGUCCCAUUUCUGAAAGAGGAUUGUCUGCAGACCUCCCAGUUAAACCACUGAGGUCGAGCAGCUAAAGGGAAAUCAAGGCAAAAUUGACUUUUAGGUUCCUCAACAGAACACAUUUUCCAAAGAGAUCAGUCAGUUAUAGAGUACCACAGAACACGCUCUACUACUCAUAUCACUAUUUAGUAUCACUGUUUAGUUUGACAUGCCGGGAGAUUUUUAUUUGCUAACCUGAAAGUCAGUUUUGUUGGAAUUCUCCUGUUUAAUUAUCUUGCCUUAAAAAAAAAAAAAAGGUGUGUGACCAAAGGCCUAUCUGUGUCAGAGAACAUCAUUACAGCUGUUUGCUUUUGAUCAUUGUUUUUCUUUCAGAACUAAAAGGGGAGUGUUUGCCUUUUCGAUGAUUCACUAAUUGAGUAAAUAAACUACAACUGAGAAGAGUUUGAGAAUGUCUUGAGACAAA
Molecule: messenger RNA, 3651 nt
Organism: Dicentrarchus labrax (European seabass)
Lineage: Eukaryota; Metazoa; Chordata; Actinopteri; Moronidae
Gene: get4
Product: guided entry of tail-anchored proteins factor 4
Exons: 9
Coding region: 157-1128 (323 amino acids)
Biological process (GO): protein insertion into ER membrane
Cellular component (GO): cytosol; BAT3 complex
Molecular function (GO): protein binding
Source: RefSeq, a predicted model, not a curated record